Molecule: messenger RNA, 1879 nt
Organism: Punica granatum (pomegranate)
Lineage: Eukaryota; Viridiplantae; Streptophyta; Magnoliopsida; Myrtales; Lythraceae
Source: RefSeq, a predicted model, not a curated record
UUCACGCACAGUCUGUGUAAUUACAUUUUACCUUUACGCUCUCUCUCUCUCUCUCUCUCUCUCCAUCUGGGAAGCGUUUUCUCGGUCUCGAUUCUGUUCAGUUCCUACGAUCAUCAUCACCAUGUGCUACGGCCCCGAGCGGCCCCUCUCCAGAGACCAGUUCACCGCACCUCUCCGGCCCCUCACGGGCCGUCGGCCCCCGCCCGCCAACGAGGCAGCAGUCGAGGAUCUGCGGGACCGCCUGGCCGAGACGGAGGCCCGCCUCGCCCGCGCCAGGGCCCGCGAGGCCGAGCUGAGCCGCCGCCUUCAGGAGAUGAAGCGGUUCGUCUCCGUCAUGGAGAUCCUCGAGACCUACCUCAAGCGCCGCUUCCGCGAGCAGCGGGACCGCGCGGAGCGCCUCUUCGCUCCUCCUCCGCCUAGCAAUUAGCUAAUAACAAGAAUGAGAGAGGGGCCAGGUUGUUGUCUGGCUGAUUACCAGAAUGUCUAUAAUGUACGAGCAAGUUAAUUGUGAGAUUUUCUCUUUGAUGGAGGGUGGCAUUCUAGAGUAAGUCUUCCCAGCUUCUAAAAUUGUGAAGUAACAAGUUGAUAAGUGUGAUUUUUGCUGUCUUCCAUAUCAAAGCCUUUCUCUAGCGUGGGAGAUCAGCUCGAAAGUCUCAGUGGUUAUUUGUGUAAAUCGACUAACCAUGACUUGUAAGGACUCCUUUUCCCGAGUAAAAACUGUCACUGCUGAGAGCUUAGAUAAAUAUUUGCAGUUUUACUGGAGGCCAUUCUUUUCUGAUCGGUAUGCAUAUCUUUUGAUUUCUUAUCUCUGUUGAACUUUCUUUUCGUGGUGUUCGUAAAUGUCCCUGUUUUCUGUUAGAGGGAACACUCCCAAUAACCUUUACAUUCCGUGGAGUUCCUUCUUGUGUCAUUGUUUACUAUUUCUCUCGAAUUGCUCAUCUCGUAUCUCAUUUACAGGUGAUGAAAGCUCAGCGAAGGCUUUUCAUUAAACGAGGAUAAGUCUUGUAUUUCAAUCACAGGUAAUGAAAACUCAAAUAUGCGUCAUAAAAGUGGGUUUGGUCUCCUUUAUACAAGUGACUUUACUUUCUUUGCUUGUCCCUGAAAUGAAUGAUAUACUUGAUUGAUUCUUUUUCCCCUGAGGAAUAGUAUUCCACAACAUCAACCAUGAACAAGCAUCUCUCUUUUUUAUCACUCUGAAAAGUGGGCAUUCUUUACUUUUCCUUUUCGAGUUUACUAUUAAGGAUAAAUAUCAAUGCUAGUGAAAGAGAAUCGAGAAGUCAAGCUAGGGUUUUCGGUAUAGUUAAUGGGCACGAUCGGGCUAAUUCAUUGGUUAUAUGUGGUUUCUACCAAUCUCUCAACGACCGGUCACCAAUGAGAAAUUUUGGUCGAUUAAGUAGGUUUUAAUUGUAUCAAAUUGUUUAUUUGGGUUCCUGUGAUCUUGUUCGAUGUUACGUGACUUUUAUAAUAGUUGUUCUAAUCUUAACGGGUCAUUGGCUUUUAUGUAAAACGAGGAUGAAACAAAGCAAGAUCCCUCUACUUUUAUGGAUUACACAAUGGGGUGUGACAAAGCCCAGCUAGGUUCUGUUUGUAUGCACUUUUCCUUGCAUCCGAAGAUCUCUUCUAGGGUAGAUUUUGGAGCCCACUGUUACUAUUUGGGUGUGUAAAUUUAUAACUUACCAGAUUCUUGUACUUGUAUGCGCUCUCAUGCAAGUCGGUUUCAAGGACUGAAUUAGAUAAGGUCAUUGCACAAACUCGGACGAACACGCCGGAAGGACAGAAAGGUGGUUCGUAAAAUUACUUCAGUGUUCUGCUAGCGCUUUCCUUGAAUAACACAAAGGACAGUACAAGUUGAGUCGUAAAUGUGUCCAGAUACUCAAAA